GAGUUGCAAAUGCUGCCGGUACCGUCCAAGGCCGUCGUGGACUUUGUGCAAAAGGCGUCGGCGCCGCGCGUUGCGACCGCCGCGCCGCGAUCGCCCAAUUUGUACCGCGUCAUGGUGCCCCACGAGCCGCCGUCGCCACGCCCGAGCAUGGACACGUCGAUGCUCGCCAAGCUGGCCAAGGUCCAGCUACCCAGCGCAUCGAAAGUAAACAUGUACACGAGCCAGCUGCACCCGGUGCAGACGCCGCGCAUCACUCACUGUCCGUCGAGCCCCCGCACGCGCACGACGCCGCACCCGUCGCCGCGCCAGGACGUCGUGCGAAAAAUGGUUGACGAUCCUGUCUCGUCCAAGCACGCAGCGCUUCGCCUCGAUACGUCGUCGCGCGAGCACUUGGAGAUCAAAGCGUGCAUGCUGGCGCGCAUGUACCACGUCGACAUCCACGCGCUCGAGGCCAAGAUGGCGGCGCUUCGGCGCGACCAGGACGGACGCCGCGCGACGUUGGCGCUCGGCCAAGAGGCGUGUCGGCGGAAAACGCAGUUCCUCCUCGACCACUACUUUUGCACCGACCCCGCUAGCAGCAACAGUGUGCUCUACGACGUUGUGGACGAGUGGGCGCUGCGCCACGAAGCGUCGACGACCGAGAUCGAAUCUUUCUGGGACGCAGUCAACGCCCACAUGGAAGAGUCGUAUGUCCUCAAGGCGACGGCGGUCUCGGACAACCAGCCCAACCGGAUCGCGAUCCUCGUCGCCUUGGACUGCUUAAGCAAACUCGCCGACGCGCUGCCAACACACGGCCGCCUCCUUCGCGUGCUCCAACUUGUGCUCGAGCGAGGGCUCUUCGUGCCAAGCACGUCCAGCGACCGCCACCCGGUGCUGUACUUCGAGCGCGCGCGGCAGCACGAAGCCACGAUCGGACACCACGCGCAGAGCCUCGAGGAGCACGAAGCCUACCAAGCCGCGCCGCCAGGACACAAAAUCGCGCGCAUCAUCGCCGGCGUCAGCGACGACGACGAGAAGCACCGCCUCAUGCUGCACGUCGUGAGCAACCACUUGCCGCAGUCGAAGCUCGGGCUGGCCUACCUGCGCGACGUCGUCCGCAGCUGCGACGGCUUCGACCAAGUCGAGCUCCUGCGUGCGAUGGUCGCGUCGCGCUCGAGCUUUCAAGUGCAGGGCUUUCUGCGCGUCUUGUAUGCGGCCCAGCCGCGUGCGUUCGUGACCUUCCUCGACGAGCACGACACGACGCUCGACGACGCGCUCGACAGCAGCGACUGCGUCCAGCGGCUUCUCGAGCGCCACAGCACCGCCUUUGCCGCGCUCUUCGCACGGACGCCGUCGCUUUUGAGCAGCAUUCUGCGGGCGUGUCCGCAAAACCAAGUGCUCGAGCAGGUCGUGGACCAGCACCGCACCGCGAUCGCCCUGUACCUUGGCCGCAAGCAGGAAGCGCUCCUGUCCGUCUUGAUGCUGGCACUCAAAGACAACGUGCUCGCCCUCGAAGAGUUUCUCGUCAAGACACCGAAAGCCCUACGCGACGUGCUUUUGAACCGACCGACGCUGCUGCCGGGCGUCGUCAAGGCGACGCCAGCGAUCCUCUCGGACGUCCUCGUGACUGCCAAAGUGACCUUUGGAAAGGUCGUAACCGAGUCGCCCGUGCAUUUGACGCACGUGUGCACGACGCACGCGCCGGCCGUGGCCGCGGUGCUGAGCUCGAACGACUGCCUCGGUGCCAUCUUGGCCCACUGCCCCCAGGCGCUGAGCGAGUAUCUGGAGAAGAGCCCCGAGACGCUGGUGGACGUUGCGCACCGGCAGCCGAGGCUGCUGUCGUCGCUCUUCGCAGCCUUUCCCGACCUGCUCGUGGAGCCGCUGGAGGCGAACCCGACGCUCAUCUCGUCGCUCCUCACGACGAACCGACAGCUCAUGCAAGCCAUUCGGUUCGAUGACCUCGACGCGGCGCCCGUUGCGUUCCGAAGAAUGGCCUCGAGCGCGGCGCAGACAGACCUGGCAGUGCCGUCGGCGACAGUCGCGACCGCCAAGCUCAAGAAGCGGCACAACAUACUGAGCAACAUCGUCAAGCGCCGACGGCUCGGGGCUGCCAUGGAGCGAUCGGACGUCCUGCGCGAGAUCGCCAAGCUCUAUGUGCGCAAAAUCCUAUGCGACCAGAUCGACGACAACUCGGGCCUCGACCGCGUCUCGCUCGCAGAGCUCGUCCAGGACUUUUACAUCCAGGAGCUCGGGCUCAAAUCGGCGAGUCAAAAGCGCAUUGGCAGCCUCGUCGCCGGGGUUAAAAAGAUUGAGAAGGACAGCUCGCGCGCCAAGUGGUUUGGGAUCCUUCUUGGCGCGACGCCCGAGCUCUACAACGCACAGGCCAUCGACGUGUACCUGCACACGCUCACGCUGCUCAUGCCAACGCCCGAGAUCGAGACUCGCAUGGGCGACGGGUCGAAACCCACCUACGUGCCGCUGCACGCCGCCAAGGAUCUCGCGCGCAAGAUCUUUCCCCCGCAUACGCCCGUCGCGUUCAUCGGCGACCUCAACGCGCGCGUUGUGGCGCUGCCGUCCAUCUGCGAGCGGCCCGUCAAGAAGCGCAACUCCAAGCCGCGCGUGCUGGACCCGCACCACGUCAUUCUCAAUCUAGACGACGUCAUGGACUGCGUCAUGAGCGUGUGGUACGACUACCAAGCCCACGUCGACAGAAACCUCACGCUGCUGUUCACGCAAGCGGACGAAGACGGCAACGGUGUGCUCGCGUACCAAGGUCUGUGCGUGUGCAGACGAGCCAUCCGCUAG
Molecule: messenger RNA, 2784 nt
Organism: Saprolegnia parasitica CBS 223.65
Lineage: Eukaryota; Oomycota; Saprolegniomycetes; Saprolegniales; Saprolegniaceae
Exons: 12
Coding region: 10-2784 (924 amino acids)
Source: RefSeq, a predicted model, not a curated record